GAAGCCCAUCUCUCGGCUCCUCCCCGUGGCCGCCCUGCCCCGCCCCGUGUCGGGACAGCCUGGGCGGGGACCCGCGGCUGCAGGGCGCGCCGUCUGGUGCUCCAGGUGCAGUUCCCAUGAGCCUGGGGGCCCGCGGUGGCCCAGGAGGAGUGGCCGGUCUCCAAUCUGCCCCUGCCGUGUCUCUGCGCCCUGUCCACUGGACGCCAGUGAGCCUCAGAACCAAGGGAAGCCACCAGCUAUCUCUGGUAUGCCACAACUCUGAGUGGGACCUGCUGGGAGGCCCAAGUCACCUCAACCACCUUGCCUGCCCAGGUGUCAAGAUGCUGAGCCGGAAGCUCCCCAGGCUGUUCCGCAUAGACCAAGUGCCACAGGUGUUCCAUGAGCAGGGCAUCCUCUUUGGCUACCGACACCCACAGAGUUCCGCCACUGCCUGUGUCCUCAGCCUUUUCCAAAUGACCAAUGAGACCCUCAACAUCUGGACGCAUCUAUUACCCUUCUGGUUCUUUGUGUGGAGGUUCGUGACUGCAUUGUAUAUGACAGACAUCCAGAAUGACAGCUACUCAUGGCCCAUGCUCGUGUACAUGUGCACCAGCUGUGUGUACCCCUUGGCAUCCAGCUGUGCACACACCUUCAGCUCUAUGUCCAAGAACGCCCGGCAUAUCUGCUACUUUCUGGACUAUGGUGCUGUCAACCUCUUCAGCCUGGGAUCAGCCAUCGCCUAUUCCGCAUACACAUUCCCUGAUGCACUGGUCUGCAGUACCUUCCAUGAAUGCUACGUAGCCCUGGCAGUGCUGAACACCAUUCUCAGCACUGGUCUCUCCUGUUAUUCCAGGUUUCUUGAACUCCAGAAGCCCCGGCUCUGCAAGCUGCUCCGGAUCCUCGCCUUUGCCUACCCCUACACGUGGGACUCACUCCCCAUCUUCUACAGGCUGUUCCUGCUCCCGGGAGAGAGUUCAAGAAAUGAAGCCAUCCUGUACCACCAGAAGCACAUGGUCAUGACCCUCCUGGCCUCUUUCUUAUACUCUGCUCACCUGCCAGAGCGACUUGCUCCUGGACGCUUUGACUACAUCGGUCAUAGUCACCAGCUGUUUCACGUGUGUGUGAUCCUGGCCACACACUUGCAGAUGGAAGCCAUCCUCCUGGACAAGACUCUGAGGAAGGAGUGGCUCCUGGCCACCUCCAGACCCUUCUCUUUGCCUCAGAUAGCAGCAGCCAUGCUUCUUUGUAUCAUCUUCAGCCUCAGCAACAUUAUUUAUUUCUCAGCUGCUCUGUAUCGGAUCCCUGAGCCUGAAUUACAUGAAAAGGAAACAUGAUUUCAGAACAUGCCAGGCUUCAGUGUUACAUCACUGGUGUGGUGCUGGCUUACAGUGACCAAAAGUAUUUGUAGUGACUGGCAUCUUGACGUUUUUUUUUUAAAUGGGUUCAUAUCAAAAAAAGUAUUUAACCUGGGGAGAGUUCUGUACACAUGCACUGAUUCUGCAAGUGUUCUGUAAAAGGGAGAACAAGGGCUUAAGUCCUAGGGAAGACAAAUUAUUGAAAUGUUAAGUUUUAAAUUUAUUUAAAAUGGGGUGUUUAGGGGAUAGGGGUAUAGCACAGUUGGUAAAUGCUUGCCUAAAAUAUACAAAACCCUGUAUUUGUUUGUUUUUGUCUGGUUUUGUUUGUCUGUUUGAGAUAGGGUCUCACUAUGUAGCUCAGGCUGUCCUGGAAUUUACUAUGUAGACCAGGCUGACUCUAAACCCAGAUAAUGCCUGCCUCUGACUCCUCAGCACUGUGAUUAAAGGCAUGCACCACUAUACUGAGUCCCUGGUUUUGAACCUCAGCAAAGCAUGAACCUGGCCUGAUGGUGCAUGCCUAUAAUUCCAGCACCAGAGAAGUAAGAUCAGAUGAUCAGAAGUUCAAACCCAUCCUUGGCUAUUUAGUGAGUUUAAGGCCAUCCUUGGAUUCAUGAGAUUCUGUCUCUAAAAAUAAAGUUCUCAAUUCUAUUUAAACAGUUGGAUUAAGCAUAUUGCCCUGCCAUUCUAAUUUUUAUAUUAAUGUUUAAAAUAAAACCGGCUGCAUUUGAUGAAUUUUGUAUAGCUAGGCUUUUUCCCCAGAUGAGAGAGAUGUUUCAAUGAGUUAAGAAGCUUCCUGCCAAGACUGACAAUGGGAGUUUGAUCCUCAGGACCUGCUGUAAAAUAUUCCACAGUACAGACAAAAUGUGUUGAUCUCUGGAGCUAAGUGUGUCAUCCCAACUGGUAGGAUUCCCUUUUCAAGCACAGAAGGAGAUGUCACAUACCUUACAUUGUUUUAGCCUGCCCAGUAUGCUGCUGGGCUUAGUGUUUGCGGAGGGUGUUGAAAACCUCACCAAUGGGACAGUCAAAAGUCCUGUCUUCAAGUUUACCUGUGAAACAGAAAGACCAGGUAAGCUUGUGACACUCAUUUCCUGGGGUGGACCUAGGGAUUCUGCUUUCCUAGGUUAAAUGCAGCUUUUUGUAGAGGAAAUGUGGAGAAGAACAUAUCCACAGGAGGUCUCCCACACAGGAGGGUCAGGAGCAAAAGCUAAAGACAUUUGUGAUCAAAGCUCCGGUAACCUGGGGAGAUACCUUGAUCACAAAGGUGCUUUUCCCAGGGCUAGACUUAUCCAUUGCUCUCCAGAUGUGCUGACCCCUUCAGUUUCCCCAAAUGUGGGAAACUCAACUGCAUAAUUUGUGGUAGUGGGGAACUGCAUGUUCGUGCUGUCUCCUAGAGGAAGGAAAAAGUUUCAGCAACCUGCCAUCUAUGUGCAAAUCCCUGCUUUCUCUCCAGUUUUCUACUAUCAAUAACAUUUUUAAGAGGUAAAAAAAAAAAAAAAAAAGAAGUCUUGUGGGCCAAACCCUGGACUAAAAAGUAAGUAAAGCUGAAAAGAGACUGGAAGGAGAGGCUCUCAGGCAUGCAUGCAGAUUUAAAGCUCUCUGCUUCCUGUGUGUGGAUGAAAUGGGGUCAGCCAUCUUCCUGACUGCUGGGCCAGCCUCACAUUCAGGAUCCAUGCCUUCCCUGCUAUGGCAGAUGACAGUAUCCCUUCUGGAAUAAUAAGCCCAAAUAAACCCCUUCUUAAAAAAUAAAUAGUAACAAGAAGUCACACACACACACACACACACACACACACACACACACACACACACACACACACACACACACACACACGCACGCACGCACGCACUCACGCAACAACAACAAAACACUGCUAAGAGCCACAACCUUGUUCAAUGAUCUUUGCAGCCUUACACAGAAAAUACUUGUGCAGGGACCUAACCACAGUUGCCUGUCUUGAACCAAUGCUACCCUUGUUAUUGAUGCUGUACUCAUCACAACAUAGCAUCCUCCUCAUUUUGCCUUAAAAAAUUUUCCCCUUAUGGGGCUGGAGAUGGCUCAGUGGGUAAAGCGCUUGCUGUGCAAACAUCAAGGUGAGUUCAGAUCCCCCAACAUACACCAUGGAAACCUAGGUGUGGUUGCACAUACCUGUAACCCCAGCACCAGGAACAGAGAUAGGCAGGUCCUGGGAACUGACUGGCCAGAUAGUCUAUCUAAAUGCAGAGGUUUGGUGAGAGGUCCUAUCUCAGCAAGGUGGAAGCAAUGGAGGUAGACAUUCUGAUGUCAGCCUCUGGUCCCACACGCACCAGCAUGGAUGAGAGUGUCUAGGCACACUUGCCAGGUCCAGCAGGCUUGUCUGGUCCAUACCUGAGAGGGGAGUGUGGACUGAGGAAAGAAAUAGGCCUGAGACAGAGGGCACCUGGUGAAUACCAGGGUCCACCUUAGGUUUAUUGCUCAAAAUUCUUAUAUAGCCCAACCAAAAGGGGGGGAUCAAAAGACUCCUUUGCCAUGAUACAAGAAACAAAUGGACUUAAUUACUUCCUUAAUUCUCCAAACAUUUAGUAACCACAUCUUAUAUCAAACCUCUAGUUAUUUAGCCUUGAAGAUUAAGAAAUCUAGUAACCUUAGAUCAAGGUUUCUGUGAUCUAGGUAAGACAUCCACACCUUAGGCCAAACAUCCUUCAGUAGCCAUACCCACACCUUAGUCCUUUGGGUCUUAGGCCUUUAAUCUUGAAAGAGCAAGGAUAGUUUUGAACUCUCUGACCUUAAGUCAGUAUGGAACAGAGCCAUCUAUAUGGACCCUGACACACAAUCACCCUUGCCCAGAUUCCUCAUGUGCAUGUAAUUUACCACAGGGUGUAGCCAUUGCAGCGAUGUUCUGAUUAAUUUGUUGUCUUUGGAGAAGCUCUGUUAUUUAGGCUCUUGAUACCUAGCAUGGCAAUUCCUUGUUUGUUGCAUUAGUAAUUAAAGCUCAGCAUUUUAUAGUGUUCUCAGGGAGUCCAGAAAUGCUGAUACAAAACAAAUUUUAAGAGAGGUCCAUCAACCCCUGAUCUGUACUUGAUAAUGACUUUUUUGGAGGGGGGGCAUCCAUCACAGUGCUAGGUCCUCUUUGCUGACUCUGAAAUACCCUCUGUCCUGUAACACCCACUCCAGGAUUAAACAACUCAGCCAUGUCAAUGGCCUUGCCAGUAGCUCUCAGAGUCAUCCUUUAAUAAGGACCAAAGUAUUUUGGAUGUGAGUGGUCAAGAAAUAUGGUUUCAUUAUUUUAUUAUGUUUACUUCUCCUCAGGAAGGGAGACUGAUGCAAUUAUAUGAGCUGGUAAAUUUUGUUACGUUAAUUGUAAACUACACAAUAAAUUUUGUUCUUUAAUAGCAA
Messenger RNA from Mesocricetus auratus (golden hamster), 4704 nucleotides. It is a transcript of the gene Paqr5, whose product is annotated as progestin and adipoQ receptor family member 5. The record is from RefSeq and is a predicted model, not a curated record. Gene Ontology annotation, molecular function: signaling receptor activity. NCBI's taxonomy places the organism in Eukaryota, Metazoa, Chordata, Mammalia, Rodentia, Cricetidae. The transcript has 8 exons. Gene Ontology annotation, cellular component: membrane. The coding region runs from base 117 to 1313 and encodes 398 amino acids.